UGGUUUUAAUAAACUCUACCAGUGAUGACAAGUUUGUACUUAUGACGGGUGUUUUUUCGGGGUGUUUGCUUUUCAAAGUGGUAUACGUGUGUGAUAAAUAAUGUGCAUGUAAAUAUACUCUUUUGCUCAGGAGAUCGUCUAGCAUGGUUUCAAUUAUGGAUGUAGAAUCGGAUAGACAGGUCUGUGAUAAUCGUGUAAUAAUAUCGCAAAGUGCGGUUAGUCAAAAAUCGAUUGAUCUAGAUAUCUCGCUCAGGCCAAUCAUCGCAACAACAUCAGAUCGAGAUACGGUUAAUUUGGAGUUGAUCACAACAGGGACACCGGCAAACCAGUUGAAUCAACCCUGUUCGUCUACAGCAACUUCUAUAGUCGUAACCAAUCCGUACAACAGUGAUUCUGGGGAUACUGACUUGGUGAAGAAAAGCAUGAAGUUAAACCUGAUCGACUCGUCCAGCAUCAACAGCAACGCUCGGGAGGUUAGCAUACCGGGUGAUUUUAUCAAUGCAGCAUCUUCAGGCAGCAGUGUCGGUGCUAGCUCUAGCACUGUUGUAACAACUACGGCAGCGAUCAUCAUGAAACAUCACAAACUAAGGGAACGAACAUUUAGUGAUGAGAUUGGCUCGCCAAAAUCACCAGCUGCCACCACAGGUGAGGGCAUCGUUCAUUGUGCGUUAAUGAUUGCUCCAAAAAAUUCUCCAACUAUCCAAGUAGAAGUCGUCGAUGACCGCAAGGCAUUGAGAGAUGCGCUCUACCAAGGAAUUUUUCAUCGUCACCGUCGAACUAUCUUUGCGGUAGGAAGCUUUUUGCGCAUGCUAAAAAGUCGAAAUUCUUCAUACAACACGAUUCGUAGCUCGUCGGAAGGAGAAGAUGACACAAAAUAG
This is a messenger RNA of Anopheles maculipalpis, 878 nucleotides long. RefSeq lists its product as uncharacterized. The record is from RefSeq and is a predicted model, not a curated record. Bases 144 to 878 code for a protein of 244 amino acids. The transcript is spliced from 2 exons. Lineage: Eukaryota; Metazoa; Arthropoda; Insecta; Diptera; Culicidae.